AUGAUUCCUGCUGCUGAGGACAAGGCUCCUGCCGCUGAGGACAAGGUUCCUGGCGCUGAAGAGAAGGCUCCUGGCGCUGAGGACAAGGUUCCUGGCGCUGAAGUCAAGGCUCCCGGCGCUGAGGACAAGGUUCCUGGCGCUGAAAUCAAGGUUCCUGGCGCAGAAAUCAAGGUUCCUGGCGCUGAGGACUAGGUUCCUGCCGCUGAGUACAAGGUUCCUGCCGCUGAGGAUAAGGUUCCUGGCGCUGAGGACAAGGUGCCAGAAGCUGAGGACAAGGUUCCAGAGGCUGAGGACAAGGUUCCUGUCGGCGAGGACAAGGUUCCUGGCGCUGUGGACAAGGUUACUGGCGCUGAGGAGAAGAUUCCUGCCGUUGAUGACAAGGUUCCUGCCGCUGAGGACAAGGUUCCUGUCACUGAGGACAAGGCUCCUGUAGCUGAGGACAAGGCUCCUGGCGCUGAAGAAAAGGUUCCUGGCGCUGAGGAAAAGGCUUUUGCCACUGAGAACAAGGUACCUGCCGCUGAGGCCAAGGUUCCUGCCGCUGAGGCCAAGGUUCCUGUCGCUGAGGAAAAACGUCCUGGCGCUGAGGACAAGGGUCCUGGCGCUGAGGACAUGGUUCCUGGAGCUGAGGACAAGGUUCCUGGCGCUGAAGUCAAGGCUCCUGGCGCUGAGGACAAGUUUCCUGGCGCUGAGAACAAGGUUCUUGGCGCUGAAGUCAAGGUUCCUGGCGCUGAGGGCAAGGUUGAAUUGAAUUGAAUUUAUUAAUUGACAUUCCCUAAAAUGGGCUUUUCAAUGACAAUUUACAUGGAUUUUAGAAGAAAUUAUUAGUUAUCGACUAAGGUCCUGUCAAUGAGGACUAGGUUCCUGGCGCUGAGGACAAGGUUGCUGUCGCUGAGGACUAGGCUCCUGCCGCUGAGUACAAGGUUCCUGCCGCUGAGGACAAGGUUCCUGUCGCUGAGGACAAGGUUCCUGUCGCUGAGGACAAGGCUCCCGGAGUUGAGGACAAGGCUCCUGGCGCUGAAGAGAAGGCUCCUGGGGCUGAGGAAAAGGAUUUUGGCACUGAAAACAAGGUUCCUGCCGCUGAGGACAAGGUCGUGGCGCUGAGGAAAAAGGUCCUGGCGCUGAGGACGAGGUUCCUGGCGCUGAGGACAAGGUUCCUCUCGCUGAGGUCUAGGCGCCUGCCGCUGAGUACAACGUUCCUGUCGCUGAGGACUAG
This is a messenger RNA of Paramuricea clavata, 1213 nucleotides long. NCBI's taxonomy places the organism in Eukaryota, Metazoa, Cnidaria, Anthozoa, Malacalcyonacea, Plexauridae. The record is from the annotation of a GenBank genome assembly.